Molecule: messenger RNA, 501 nt
Organism: Miscanthus lutarioriparius
Lineage: Eukaryota; Viridiplantae; Streptophyta; Magnoliopsida; Poales; Poaceae
Source: the annotation of a GenBank genome assembly
AUGGCUCACUGGCCUUCGCCCACCUCGGGGUCUCUAGCUAGUCGCUCCUCAAGCGAUUCCUUCGCGGGCAGCGGCAGGCUCAGCGGCGGGAUGGCGCCGGCAGGCGGGACGCCGACACCAGAUCUCCCGCCCCUGGGCAUUUGGUCGGGAUUGCGUCUGAUCCGCUGCCCUGAGUGCGGCGGGGAGGAGUACAAUAUUCCGGAACCCGGAGGAACUACAACCGGAAAUCCUUCCAACUGCCGCCAGAACGAGGCCGGAGUGCCUGGCGGCGGCUGCUGCUGCUUCAAAACCCAUGAGGAAUACGAAAAGAUAAUCGUACCAGCGCUGAGUGGUGAGCCGGUGGGCAACCCAGAGAUGGUCGCUGCUGUGGAGGAUCUGAAGCACGAGAUCGUGGCGCAGACGUUGGCCGUCGCCCAGCUCAAGACAGACAUUGAAGAUGUCAAGGGCUUCAAGGGCAAGCUUGGUGCUGGGGACAAGGUUCAGAAGGUUGCGAAGGCUUGA